Cuscuta epithymum is the source of this 1236-nucleotide messenger RNA. The record is from the annotation of a GenBank genome assembly. NCBI's taxonomy places the organism in Eukaryota, Viridiplantae, Streptophyta, Magnoliopsida, Solanales, Convolvulaceae.
CUGAAGAAAAGUCCAUAAUCUCCGACUCCCGCCCUGGAUCGAAUCGAUCGAUCAUUAUAUAUAUAUAUACUUGAAUUGGUAUUUACCCAAUAUAUAGAUCGAGAUCGAUAGAUAGGAAUGAUGGUGAAGAAAAGCGAUAAUCAUAUCAUUAAUAUUAAUAAUGAGAGAAGUGGGGUUAGGCAAUACAAGAAAUCCGCUGUGCCGCGUUUGCAGUGGACGCCGGAGCUCCAUGACCACUUCGUCGACGCCGUCGAGCAUCUCGGCGGCCGCUACAAAGCAACUCCAAAGAGAAUUGUGCAGUUGAUGGGUGUAAAAGGAUUAAAGAUUUCUCACGUCAAAAGCCAUCUUCAGAUGUAUAGAAACAUGAGGGAGCGAACCACUUUCGAUGUUUUCAUUCCUACGCAAAGCACCUGCAACUUCCGUGAAGAGAGACCACAUUCCACAACUUGGAAUCCACAAGGGCAGACGACGUUUGAAAGAUUACUAAGGCGAGGUUGUUUGGGUGAGACUAAUGAGGCGAGGCAAAUGGGAAGCAGCUACUUUUCUGCUAAUCGUAAUUAUAAUGAAAUUAAUGGGGGCAAUGCAAGUGGGCAUCAACAUCAGGAAUCACAGGGAAGUGAGAAGAGUGAAAUGACGAAGGUGGAAGAAAGUGGCGGCGGCGGUCCAUCCAGUGAAAGUUGCAACGCAUAUUUUGAAGACAGAAAUAUUGUUUUUUUGCCUUUGAGAGCCGGCGACACGACGAACCCUGCUCGUCCUCCUCCUCCUCAAGUACAACGUUUGCGGUCAAGUAGAGAUGCCGAAAUCAACCUGGAUUUGUCCAUAGCAUGUCUUUAAUUUCACCAUUCCAUUCUACAUUUCUACCUAGCAUCUUCAUUGGCCAGGACGGACCGGGUCGGGGUUUCUAUUCUGAUAUAUCGCAUGCAGUAUUAAAUUAGCUAGGUCUUUGUCCAUACACCAUACCAUUCCCAUAUUUUAUUUGUACCCACCCCGCCCCACUGAAUUAGAUGAAUUAUAUUUAUCGACAUGAUUUUGAUUUCUUACUACUUUCACUUUAACUCUUUAAACUAGCUAUAUUAUUCCUACUUACUCACUCCGUCCAAAAUUGAUUAGCAAAGUUUACAUUUUUUAUCAAUUACAGUGUGAUAUUUUAUGGUUUAAAUGUGAUUUUAGUGUUUGCAAAUAUGACGCACUCUGUUUUAGGUUUCUGCGAAAUAAAUUAUUUGUUUUUCAUCCUUG